AUGUCGACCGAGCGAUUGGAAGCGGCGAGGAGCGUGAUGAUGUGUAAUCAAGAUAAUUGGGAGACGGGAUGCUUGGCGAAUUACGACGACGAGGCGUUUGAUUACGUCGACGGCCCUGGCUUGACGAAGAUUCACGGAAAGAGAAAUAUGGAGCGAUAUUUGAGGAAUCAAUUCGAUUUUUCGAGGCAGUAUUUGACAGUCGACGAGGAAGUGUGCCAAGCGGACUCUUACGUCGCGACGUGGAGGUUAGAUAUGUUGCUCGGGACGGGGCCGCUUCGAAACAUAUCCGGGAUAAGCGUUUUAAAGUUCAACGCCAAUCCGGAAUCGCGGAAGAUUGUUUACCAUCGGGACUACCUUCCGGACGGCCCGAUUUGGGAAAACGCUCCUAUAGUCGGACCUUUGGUGAAACUCCAGCGUCAAACGUACACUUCGUGUAUGCAAACCGACUUCGGGUGCGCAAAAGUUUUAGGGGGCGUCGAAAACGAAAACGACGUCGGCGGAGUGGAAGCGAAAUAG
Molecule: messenger RNA, 516 nt
Organism: Ostreococcus lucimarinus CCE9901
Lineage: Eukaryota; Viridiplantae; Chlorophyta; Mamiellophyceae; Mamiellales; Bathycoccaceae
Exons: 1
Coding region: 1-516 (171 amino acids)
Source: RefSeq, a predicted model, not a curated record